CGGGGGAGCGAGAACCGCGUUGCACCGGCGCGCCCUCCCCUUCCCGGCGGAGGCAGCGCCACGUCUCGGGCAGGAGCCGGGCGCCGGACGGGCGGCCCCAGGUCUGAAGAGGUGUCGCCGGAGGAUGCAGCUCUUUGGUGAUAACAGCUUUGGCAGCAAGCUGUUUUCCUGAUCUCCUGGAAUUAUUGUCUGCCUGAUACACAUCAACAGCUGUAAAGCUCAGAACUGUGCUCCUUUGUAACAUCUUCAUGCUGUUGUUGCCGAUGGAGAGAAACAGGACUUAGUAGUUCACCUGGUGGCAAAUUUUUCAGAAGAAAAACUUUCGAGAGGUCUGUAUUUUUACCAUGGACUCCUCAUCGAUUCAGCAGGACCUUCACUUGGAGAACACCAGCAGGAAUGGAGCCCCUAGCAGCUCUGGAGAGUUUUUGGAUUGUAAAGCCAAGACAGAGUUGCCAGUUACAACAGAUGACGUUAACACUACCAGUAUUAACAGCAACGAAGUGCCAAAUGAAGAGCAAAGUCUGGAGACAAACAGCAAAGCAGAUGCCUGCCAGAAUGGGCCAGAGUCGUUCUUCCCUGACUCUCCUGUAUCUUUUGACCCCACCAGCAGUGCACAGGGUCAAGAGUCGUCCCCAGGUGUGACUGGUUUCCAUGACAGCCUAAGGAAGUCUCAGGGAACUAGUGCUGAGGGCAUAGUUCUUAGGAAAGAAGCUUUGCAGUCUCUCAAACUAAGUCUUCCCAUGCAAGAAACUGAAUUGUGCUCAGUAGAGUCUUCACUCCCAUUGGAGAAAGAAGAACAAAUAAGACUGCAAGCAAGAAGGCGGCUAGAGGAACAGCUCAAACAAUACAGAGUGAAGAGACAUCAGGAAAGAUCAAAUCAGUCUACAUCCAAAAACCGGCCCUCCAGCACUUUAGAUCCUGAGCUGAUGUUGAAUCCAGAAAUCUUGCCAAGAGCUAGCACUGUAGCAAUGACAAAAGAAUACUCCUUUUUGAGGACCAGUGUCCCAAGGGGCCCAAAACUGGGUAGCUUGGGACUUCCAGCAUCCUCAAAAGAGAGAAGAAGUUCAAAAUCUAAGCCCAGUAAGAUCCGGUCCUUGGCUGACUACAGAACUGAAGAUUCAGGCACUACAAACACUGCUGGGAAUUUCGUGGCUACUGAUUUACCUGGCGGCACUCUGAAGCAAAGCAGAAGCGGUCCAGCAUCAGUUGUUUCUGAGAUUAGUCUGGCCUCUGACACAGAUGAUAGAAUAGAGAAUUCCUCCUUGGCAGGAGAUAGUGUUUCGGAGAUUGAUGGGAGUGAAGUGGGAAUGAGACUGGAUGGAAAUGAGAGUGACAGUUCUUCUUACAGCAGCGUAUCAGGAAAAGGGCUGUAUAACAGCUUACAGAAUGCAGAAGGCAAACAGGGUAUUCCGUAUACAAUAAACGGUCAGAAGAUACAGCCUGAGGCAAUGGGGCAAUUUCCUUCCAUCAGUGAGGUGCUACAGGCGGCUGCAGUUGAGCAUCAAGCUCCAGAGCAAGAAGUUAAUGGGGAAGUACGAAGUAGGAGAGACAGUAUUUCUAGCAGUGUUUCUAUGGAAAGCUCUCUCGCAGGAACUCAUGAUGAAAUGUUGCAAGUUCUGAAGGAGAAGAUGAGACUUGAAGGGCAACUAGAAGCACUCUCACUGGAAGCUAAUCAGGCUCUCAAAGAGAAAACUGAGCUACAAGCCCAACUUGCAGCUUUAAACAUGAGGCUUCAGGCGCAGAUGGAGCACAGCCAAAACAGCCAGCAGAAGCAGGAAUCUCUGAGCUCAGAAGUGGCCACAUUAAAGCAGUCUUGCUGGGAUCUGGAACGAGCGAUGGCUGACCUGCAAAAUACUUUGGAAGCAAAGAAUGCUAGUUUGGCUUCUUCAAAUAAUGAUUUGCAGUUAGCAGAGGAGCAGUACCAAAGACUCCUGCUGAAGGUUGAGGAUAUGCAAAAAAAUGUUCUCACGAGAGACAGCACAGUUCAUGAUCUGCGACAGCAGCUGGCUGCCUUACAGAACCAGCUUCAGAAGGUGCAGUUGGAAAGGGCCACACUGACCAACAAACUAAAGGCAUCAGAGACAGAAAUCACAUCGCUCCAAAACGUGCGGCAGUGGUACCAGCAGCAGCUUGUGCUAGCACAGGAGGCCCGUGUCAGGCUGCAGAGUGAGAUGGCCAAUAUACAGGCUGGGCAAAUGACUCAAGCAGGUAUGUUGGAACAUCUCAAACUAGAGAAUGUGACACUGUCUCAGCAGCUGACUGAAACCCAGCACAGAUCCAUUAAAGAAAAGGAACGUAUCGCGGCACAGCUCCAAAAUAUUGAGGCUGACAUGUUAGAUCAAGAAGCUGCCUUCAUGCAGAUCCAGGAAGCUAAAACCAUGGUGGAAGAAGACUUGCAGAGAAAACUAGAGGAGUUUGAGGAUGAAAAAGAACAGCUUCAGAAAAUGGCUGAUUCUGCAACGACAUUGGAGCAAGAAUUGGAACAGGUCAAGUUGACUUUGCAUCAGCGAGAUCUGCAGCUUGAAUCUUUACAGCAAGAACACCUAGACCUAAUGAAGCAAUUUACUCUGACUCAAGAGACAUUGCACACCAAAGAGCAAUCCCUGGAUGACCUGCAAACACAGUAUGAUGAACUGAAAGCCAGAUUAGAAGAAUUCGAAAAUGAUGCUACUUCUAAAGAUGACAUGAUCCAAUAUUUGCAGAAUGAGAAGAUUGUCUUGGAAGUAGCUCUGCAGGCAGCAAAAGCAAGCAAAGAGGAACUUGACAAAGGAACAACACGCCUUGCAGAAGAUACAGAAGCAACAUCAGAAAUCCUGGAACAACUGAGGCAAGAAAUGGCAGUCAAGUCAAGCCAGGUAGAAAAUCUGCAGCAAGAAAAUGCCAGCCUUAAAAAGCAGGUUCAAAAAGUGAAGGAACAGUUCUUGCAGCAGAAGGUAAUGGUGGAAGCUUAUCGAAGAGAUGCGAGUUCUAAGGACCAGCUGAUUAGUGAACUGAAAGCUACGAAGAAGCGUCUGGACUCAGAAGUGAAAGAGAUAAAACGAGAGCUACUGAAAAUUCAAGCUGAAAAACAGUCACUUGAAUCUGAACACUCAAAACUGCAGAAGGAAGUAUCUCAGGUUCACCAGCAGAUGGUGGAAAUAGAAAAUCAUCUCCAGUCAGUACAGAAAGAACGAGACGAUAUGGAAACACGCCUACAGUCUUUGCAGUUUGAUAAGGAACAAAUGGCAUCCCUUGCUGAGGCAAAUCAGGCAUUGAAACAACAAGUAGAACAAAUGCAAGAAGAAGCAAAAAAGGCCAUUACUGAGCAGAAACAGAAAAUGAAGCGUCUUGGGUCAGAUCUGACCAGUGCUCAGAAAGAGAUGAAAGCAAAACAUAAAGCCUAUGAGAAUGCAGUUGGCAUUCUUAGUCGUCGACUACAGGAAUCUCUCACUGCAAAGGAAUCUGCUGAAGUAGAGUUAAGCAAACUAAAAGCACAAAUCACCGAUGGUGGAAACAACCAGGUCGCUCAAGAAAGGAUUCAAGCUCUGGAGACAGAAUUGCGAGCUGUUAGCAGCAGUAAGUUGAUGCUGGAAAAAGAGUUGCAAGAAGUGAUUUCACUUACCAGCCAGGAGCUUGAAGAAUACAGAGAGAAAGUGCUGGAACUUGAGGAUGAGCUUCAGGAAUCCAGAGGCUUCAGGAGAAAGAUAAAACGUUUAGAAGAAAUUAAUAAGAAGUUGGCCCUUGAACUGGAGCACGAACGUGGAAAACUUACAGGGCUCAGUCAGUCCAACGCCGCUUUGCGGGAGCACAACAAUAUCCUCGAAACAGCAUUAGCAAAAAGAGAGGCAGACCUGGUACAACUGAAUCUACAGGUUCAGGCAGUCCUAAAGCGGAAAGAGGAAGAGGAUCAGCAAAUGCAGCAGCUUAUUAAAGCUUUACAGUCUUCCUUGGAGAAAGAGAAGGCAAAAGUGAAAGACCUUAUGAAGCAGGAAGCAGCAGCCAAAGCAGAUGCAGCACAUAACCGCCGUCAUUACAGAGCUGCUGUGCUUGAGCUCACUGAAAUCAAGAAGGAGCUACAUGCCAAAGAACUGCUUGUCCAAGCCCUUCAGGCUGAAGUAGGCAAACUGCAGGUGGAGGAUGAAAAACAUUCCCAGGAGGUAUCACAGUUUCAGGAAGAGCUGGCAGAAGCCAGGUCUCAGCUCCAACUUCUGCAGAAAAAGCUGGAUGAAAAGCUUAGUGAACAGCCUAUAGUAAGCCAAGAGAUGGAAGACCUCAAGUGGGAAGUAGAACGAAAAGAAAGAGAAAUUGAAACACUUAAGCAACAGUUGGAUAUGAGUGAGCAGCGCAGCCACAAGGAGUUAGAAGGGAUACAAGUUGUCUUGCAGAAUAUCAAGACUGAGUUGGAAGUGGUGAGAGAAGACCUCUCAGUGACUCAGAAGGAUAAGUUUAUGCUGCAGGCUAAAGUGACUGAACUGAAGAACAGCAUGAAGUCAUUGCUGCAGCAGAACCAGCAACUGAAGUUAGACCUAAAGCAUGGCAAGAUGAAGAAGAGGAAGGAGUUGAAAGGAGAGAAUAACUCUUCAAAUCCUGUGACUCCAGUCAAGAUUCCUGAUUGUCCUGUGCCUGCUGCUUUGCUGGAAGAACUGUUGAAACCAUCAACAGCUGUGAGCAAGGAGCCUCUGAAAAAUCUGAACAGCUGUCUCCAGCAAUUAAAGCAAGAAAUGGAUAGCCUUCAACGUCAGAUGGAGGAACACACCAUUACAGUACAUGAAUCAAUGUCUUCGUGGACUCAGAUUGAGGGGCAGCUAAUGGACCUUACAUCUACCAGUCCUGCAACUGCAUCAGACCAACACCAGGUUCCUACUGUAGGUGAAACGAAGCAGAAUUGUAGUGUUAGUGACAAGGAAGCUUUGACACUAUAACCUCCUCAUGGGUUGUCUGCCUCCCUAUUGCUUUAAGUAUGUAAACAAAUCUUUAUCAAAGUUAUUUAUUUAUUUCCUUUUUAAAGACAGUGUUCAGAGUUGUGCUUUUGCCUUUAGAAGCAAAGGGCAUGGUUUUGAGAAACUGGUGUCGUAUUAAAUGGAGAACAUGCUAUUCAAAGGGUUUGUUUGAAACCUAACCCUAAUAAUUCUGUCAUACUGGGGACUGCCAAGUGGUAAAGCUCACUCAUUCUGGGAUUUAGUAAAAGAUUCAGGUGAAGGUUUAGAAUGAGGUCAAGAGGAGCAUCUGUUUCCAGGUCUGUAUUUGUUCCAUCUGAAGUUUAAAGUAUCAUCCGGGUUUUGGUGGGUUUGUUGUCUUUUUGUUUUGUUAUUUUUUAAUUUAGGGGGUGGGGUGUUGUUUUCCUCCAUCUUGGGUUGUAUCCAAAUCACAGGGACAAAUAAGUUCUGCUUAUGUUCAGCCAUUAGCAGUGCAUGAGAACUGGGUAUUCUGAGCAUCCUCUCUCCUUCCUCUUAAAAUCUGUUCUUCAAAUUCAAUGACAGAUAUUUGUAUUUAACAAAAAAUAUGCCAUUUGAAGCCAUUUCUAGUUUUGAAGAUGACCUCUGACCUAUAGGAAAACAAGAUUGUAAAGACAAGCAAUGCAGAGCAAUUGUGUAUCUUUGCCAGAUUUGCCUGGGGUGUUCUCUGAAAUAUCAGUUUUUCUCUUACAGUCACAGGCCAGUAGGGAGCUUUGCUUCACUGCACAAACACUUCUUGCACCUUUUUAGUUCAACUUUUGAAGUAGACACCCUUGAAAAAGGUAUGAGUGUAAUAUAUAUAUAUAUACAAGGAAAGAAAUCAUAAUUUUCUGACUUUGAAUAUCUGUUUUAAUAUGCUUAUAUACUGUAAGUUAUGGCUGACAGGACGGGUUUUUGUUAGUGUCAUUGUUUUAAUGUUACAUUUAAGUUUGCAGUUUCUUGACAUACUGUACAAAUGGCUUAGGGAAAUUAGCCCCUAAAGCCAGAGCUUUUAGAAAGGUAAUUUUUUUUACUUUAAAAGACAAAAUUAUAUGCCUAUAAAAUUAUUAUUUUUAUUAGCUUUACCUUCUCCCACACAUUUCCCCUACUACUUCACCUACAAGGUGUCCAGUCUGAAUGGAAAUGUUGGUGCUGUGGCAGCCCCUCUGCAGAGCACCUUGACUAGAUUGUUAUUAAAGCAGCCCACUUGAGAUUCCUUCAUCUUUGGUCCUGUUGCUCCAUGUGGCUCACAGUGCAGUGAUAAACCCUCUCCUCAUUCAAAAAUGCCCUGUGGAGGUCCUGCUUUGCCUAAUAUGCUAAUUGCUAAAGCACAAAUCAAAGUAUACGUAACAGAUUACUUGGAAGAUUUAGUGGCAAGUCAUGUACUAAUAUAGAGAAAACAGAUCAGUUAUAUCUGCUGUAGUUUGGUGUUUAGAAAAGAAAGAAAUCUAAUCAUUACCAGUAGGUUAAGUGGCUGGGGAAAAAAACAAAAAUCUAGUUCCUGUGUUUUUUCCAAAGAGAAUGUUGCUGCUUUUGGAUGGAUUUGAUGGGUUGGGGGGGAAAAUUAUUGCAGUUUUUUUAGCAGUAAGGCAAAAAAACAGCAAACAAAGAACUCAAACUCACCCAUAUUUAUCCAAAGUCUGAUUUCUCAUAAUUACCAAUUCAAGCUCUAGUCCAGUUGAACACUUUGCACUUAAAAGUGUCCACACUGACCGAUCUCACAGCCCUCAGCUAUUGGAUUUUAACUGACAUUUUAUUUGGAUCAAAGUGAAGUGAUGCUAAAAGUUCAAGGGCUUGCAAUUGAUGAAGGAAGGAAUGCAUUGGUGUGGCAUUAGGUGCCCAUCAUACAGACCUACCAAACAAUUCCAAGAAAACUCAAAAGCUUUACAGACUAGCUCAGGCACGCUCAAAGUCUGCCUACUGCUGGAGUCUACUUUGUGGAGUAAAUGGUACUUGUUCUCUCACUGCUGUCACGUUCUUGAAGUUGCCUGUAUAUAAAGCUCAAAGAAGCUCAAAGCAGUAUUGUUAAGGAACAAAAUUAAAACUACAUAUUUAAUAUAUUCAGUACAAAAAAAGGUUAUCAACCAUUCCUGAUUUUCAGCAGCACUAUUGCAGCCUUACUGUUGCUGUUCAUUUUAAUAAACAGUUAAGAAUCCAUUAUGUUUUAAUCUCUUAAGUUUGGCAACAGUUGGAAGGAUAAAGGUUUUAUCUGGUAUCAAACAGGCCAGAACUGUUAGAAGCCUUCAUAGUUCUUCUGAAUGUCUGCUGUCCUCUUCUUUUUGUAUCAGUAAUCUUACUGGGUUCUGUUUUCAGUGCAGUGUUGCAUUUCCUGACUAUCUCCUUAUAAAGACAGAUGAGCUUAUGCCAUCAAGUAGACUUAGAUGUCUGGUUUUCCUUUUAAAGAGGAGGGAGCUGUUGUGAAGUGCUCAGAUUAGAUUUCUGCAUUGACCCACCUGUCUAUCUCUGAAAGUACUUGGGCAGUAGGUUUUAUAUUCACCCUGUGUUUGUUCCAUGAACAUCUACUUAAAUGAAGGACAGACAGUGAGACUUGAGGGUCUCAAUCUUAUGAAGUACCAAGUCAUUUAAGUUAGGGAACUCACUUGGGAAGCCUUCUAGAAGGAGCACGCAGCAUGUGAUAACAGCAAGGCCUUUUUUUGAAGCUCAUCAGUUACAUUUCUUAAUUACCCAGAGAAAUAGUAGCUGUUUUAUUAAGAAGCUGAGCUAUCCUGAGGCUUAUCCUGAGGCUGAGCAUGUUCUACAAAGCUUCAGGUCUCUGCUGUCUAGGCAAUAAACUAGUUGUAAGAAUGAAAUCAGCCUCCCCUCUGCUUGUCACAGCACUGCCAAAAACUCAGAGAAAAAUCUGAAGAAGAAUCUUUUUAAAGAUGUGUUUUCUUUUCUUUUCAAGCACUGCAAAAGAAUGUAUUAUCUGUGUCUGUUUCUUCAGUGGUUGCUACUUACUAAACCAAGUUGUUGAUGAAGGAGAAAGGUCUCUAAUGUGAGAAUGUUUGCCAAGUGAUGAAAGUUGGUAAAUGCUGCAGCAUUACUUUUUUUCAGAUGCCCUUGGGUUUUUGAGGGCUCUCAAAUAAUUGUGCAUUUAAAAACCAAUAACAACAAACCCUACAGUAGGAAAAAAAAUAUGUUAGUUACUGCAUCUCUGGUGUUGCUGAACAUCGUAAAAUGCUCCAUUCUAUAGUCUUCCAGAUUUCUUGGAAAUGUUUGUGCGCUGUAUUGGGAUCAGCUGAGCCCCUUAUCCACUCAUGCAAUGGGAGGAUCUGAUCCCACACUGUUCAUUCAGGCAAUAUCCUAGCUGAAAUCUACGAGAAUUUUACAUCUGUAAAGAACAGAGUAAUAUCCAGGAUGAAAGUUCUAGUGCUCAUGUUUUCAUGGAUUACUCCUCCGCGAGGGAGUGAACUGCAGUGACAUGGCUGGUUUAAUGUUAGCUCUGACAACAUUAAAGGUCCACUGGGGACAGUAUUAUCAAUAUAAAUGUAGCUGAACGAUGACAAAUUCACUACUGGUGAUGCAAAAGCUUGUGAUGUUUGUCCCAUUAACUUUGCUGGGGGAGUGUGAAUAGUUGCAUGAAAAUAUUUUUAAAUAUUUUCAUGUGAAAGCAGUUGCAGUCCAAAAUAAUUCCAAAUGCUCAUCAGCUUUCAUCUGAUCAGUCUGGUCUCCUACUACUGUGUAACACUUCAGUCUUGGGCAGUGGGGCAGCCUGAAUUCCAGUACAGACGCACAGAUUUCUAGGGGAGGGGAAGAUGUUCUGACAUUGUAACUGAAGUAAUGUUAUGGUUGAUACAUGACAUUCAGUCAUGUCUGCUUUGGCUGUACUUGUAAAGAUAGAAGUUAAUCAUUUCAUGUCCUUGAGUGAAUAACCCAGGGGAUGGAGGAGUUACACUAUGUACAAUUAAUGUUUAUGAUCAUACGAAGCAUGUUGAUUAUAAAAAUAAUGUGCAUAGGAAUUCCUUUAAAAGUUUUGUGCAAUAAACUAUUUUUGGUAAAGGGCUCCAUGUUGUUUCUGCUUUUAAAGA
Molecule: messenger RNA, 8941 nt
Organism: Colius striatus (speckled mousebird)
Lineage: Eukaryota; Metazoa; Chordata; Aves; Coliiformes; Coliidae
Gene: GOLGA3
Product: golgin A3
Exons: 24
Coding region: 345-4901 (1518 amino acids)
Source: RefSeq, a predicted model, not a curated record